Molecule: messenger RNA, 2315 nt
Organism: Dipodomys ordii (Ord's kangaroo rat)
Lineage: Eukaryota; Metazoa; Chordata; Mammalia; Rodentia; Heteromyidae
Gene: Pacrgl
Product: PARK2 co-regulated-like
Exons: 9
Coding region: 873-1619 (248 amino acids)
Source: RefSeq, a predicted model, not a curated record
GGUUGAAAUUUGUUUCCGAGAGUUUUCUCCUUUUGGAGAUUUCUAAUUGUCAGGUGAAUUCAUGACUCAGAUGAAGAAUCAUUUAUGGAAGUAUCCUGUUUAUCCGGAAUCAGAUGAACCUACGGAGUCGAGUCUGUGUCCUCACAUAGUUAAAAAGUUGUCCUUUGGAAGUGGAGGGGAACUUGUCACAAGGGAAGGUUUUUACACUGUGGAGUUUGACAACAGUUGUAUAUACUGACAAUGAAAAUCAUACACUAUGACGUGCACUAAUCAGGAAUCAAACAUAAAGGAGCAAGCUGGAAACUCAAGGUGUUUGUGAAAUGUGUAUUUCACUUAGGUCAGGAAAGGUGGCGUGAGAGUCUGGCGUGGAGCUCAGCCUCAGUGUACCAGUAGGCAGUUGGGCAUAAAUCUGGAAAUAUUUGCGUAUCUUUGUAGAGAUACAAAUUUAGAUUGAGGUUGGAUUAAGCAGGAAAUCUUGAGGGAUUAACUUUAGCACUUCACUUAGUAGAAAUGAGAAAAAUGGAAGGAGAGUGAACCAACAUUUAUUGGGUAAGCAACUUUAUGUAUAAUCAUAUAUUCCCCAUAACAUCCUUGAGUGGUUAUAUUAUGUCUCUUUGUCAAUGGAUCAUGAAGGCAAGGCUUGGGGAUGUUAAAUCUGCUGAAAUUCAUCAAACAUGUAAUUGCUAAAGCUGAGAUACAACCCUAGAUGUACCCAUCAUUUGUUCCUCACAACUCUAGGGUUGAGUAUUAUCAGUGCAGAAGAAGAGGGCAUGCACAAUCCUAGCUGAGUGGCCAGAAAACUGGUUGCAGCCUCAGUUGUAGUUCCAUUCUGUUUAUAGAGCUCAUGGUGCAUUAGGAUUGGAAAGGAAGCAAUGCAGAAAUCAGAUUGCCCUACAGAUGUACAGGUGAAAAGCAGAGUAACAGGUAACUUUGAUCAAAGGACAUCCACCAGCACACAAAUAAAACGCAAGACUACAGUUCAGCGAAGUAAAUCUUCCUCUUCCACCAGCUCUCCAGAGUGUGUCCGAAAAGUUCAUCCUCGACCAAGCGAUAAACUAAACCCUAAAACAAUUAAUCCUUUUGGUGAACAGUCACGGGCCCCUUCUGCAUUUGCAGCUAUUUAUUCUAAGGGAGGUAUUCCUUGCAGAUUGGUCCAUGGUUCAGUAAAGCACAGGUUACAGUGGGACUGCUCUCCUGAAAGUCUUCCAUUUGACCCUCUUCUUAUUACUUUAGCUGAGGGUCUGAGAGAAACAAAGCAUCCAUACACCUUUGUGUCCAAGGAGGGUUUUAGAGAGUUACUUUUAGUUAAAGGUGCUUCUGAAAAGGCUGUACCUUUGCUACCUAGACUGAUUCCUGUGCUAAAGGCGGCUCUGAUCCAUUCAGAUGAUGAAGUGUUUGUGAGAGGGUUGAGUGCCCUGGUACAAUUAAGUGUUGUCGUUGGUCCUUCUCUUAAUGACCAUCUGAAACACCUGCUGACAAGCCUUUCCAAGAGACUAAUGGAUAAGAAGUUCAAGGAGCCCAUCACUAGUGCAUUACAGAAGCUUGAGCAGCAUGGUGGAAAUGCAAGCCUUCUAAUCAUCAAAUCCAAAAUUCCAACUUACUGCUCUAUAUGCUGUUGACAAAGGGAAACCACAAGAGUUGUCUUGCUUCUUUCUUGCAAGUGUCACACUCUGAACCACAUGUGCACAUGGACCAUUUAUUCAGUUCAGCUUAUUCUUUUAUAGAUCACAUCCACAAUUCACUAGCUGUUCGAUCAAGGGGAGUGUACGUAGUCCAGCCGAAUCAUAGUAAAUGUUGUCAACAAAAACAGACAGGUAAUAAUGGAAAGCUAUUAAAAGAAUUCUAUAAUAGUACAAUUUUGUAGGUCUUUUUUCUUGGUUAGAUCAUAGUAUGAAAAACCAUUAUUGAAUUUAUAUGAUCAGAUGUAUUUAUUUUCUAGUACAUUUUUAUUUAAAACAUUUCUUUGCCAAUUUUUUGUAGCUGUGCACUUAUUUCUAGCGAUUGUUCUUUUGGCUAUUUUUUGCUUUUUGUAUUAUUUUUUAGAGCUAGAGAAAUUUAAAAUAGAAUAUAUGCAUUUGGGAACUCACUCUUAGUUUUUUCUAAAUAUGCAUUUUAUAAUGUAGAAUGGUUGGAAGGAUUUCAUUCCAGAGAAUUCUAGUUUAGGAAGUUUGUUUUAAAUAUUCGAAUUCUAUUGUAACUAUGUUGUUUUUUACAACUUGUUAAAAUUGCCUAAACUUUAGGUGUUAAUUGAAUUUCAUAGCCUGAAAAUAUUGAUGUACAUACAAAGAUACUCAAAAAUUAAAAUACUUUUAUGC